Folsomia candida is the source of this 871-nucleotide messenger RNA. RefSeq lists its product as uncharacterized. The record is from RefSeq and is a predicted model, not a curated record. The transcript is spliced from 3 exons. Lineage: Eukaryota; Metazoa; Arthropoda; Collembola; Entomobryomorpha; Isotomidae. Bases 164 to 637 code for a protein of 157 amino acids.
CACUCUCGUCUCGUUGUUGUCCCUCCAGUCUUCUUCUCUUCCUAUCAAGUCUUUGAAAUAUUAUCACGAACUUAUCAUUUUUAAAUUAUAUUUAUAGUAUUUUAUUUAUUAGUUAGUUAAUUAGUCUACUUAGUUAUAGUUGUGUGUAUCGUGAAAGAUAAGAAUGAGCCCUCCUACCGACACCCAAACCAAAGCUACGAUUCCAGCCCCCGUUCCAGCAUCCAACGUUCCCGAGCGGAUUGAAUUGUACCGUCGCUGCUCGUUGGGUGCAGCAUUGGAGAAAACAAUUCUCGAAAAUGGAACGCUGUCGGAGGACAUAAUGGACAAGUUUUGGGUCCAGUAUGACGUCACAUUCGCUGGACAUUUGGCUCGAACCACUCCCCGUCUCAAGUUCAAGGCGAAAUCCCUAUCCGACUACAAAAUUGUACACCACGUGCACUCGGCCAAGCUGCAAAAUAUCCAGGUUGCCCUGUCUCCUGGAAUUGGAAAUAGGGACAGACUGACGAACACGACGAUUCCUGAGCUCGUCAUUAUCGCGGUUCCCUCGUCGACUGUAGUUCGUCGCCGAGGCACCUCAACGGCCAAGGUGAUCGAAGAAGACAACAAAACUCCCAAGUUUUCUCAGGAGGAGGAGUAGCAAAUAAGGCAACAAAUUAUCACAAAUGUUUUUUUAUCAUGAAGAAUCUCACUUUCAAGAAUCUCACGUAACGCAUGCUCAUGCCAUGUCAAAUAAUUAUUGGAUAUUAUGAUUUUGCUUCAAACUUUAUAUCAUGUUGAAUUCUUAAAUUUAUCUAGUUAAUGAAAAUGUUAAUGUUAUUAUGCCCUGUCAAGAUGUGACAAUAAAAUCACUUUUAAUUGUUAUUUAUACAUA